This is a messenger RNA of Durusdinium trenchii, 1587 nucleotides long. NCBI's taxonomy places the organism in Eukaryota, Dinophyceae, Suessiales, Symbiodiniaceae. The record is from the annotation of a GenBank genome assembly.
AUGGAUGCGGAUAUGGAUGAACUUAUGGACCUUCUGGCAUACGAAUGCCCCUACACUGGGAAGAAGCGAAUUCCUGGGUGCUAUGAGUCUGUGGAUCAGCAGUCGUCUACAAAGAAGAUCAAGAUUGGAUCCACUCCCGAUAAUUAUGACAAAGUGGAUUUGCAGACCUCACCGGAUGGCUACGAUGAAACUAUGUUCAGUGAGUAUUUCAACAGAGGUUUGUCAGGUGAGCCCUGUGAACCACCACCAGCUCACGCCUGUUGCAAGCAUGUCGUGCAGAUUGCCAAGCACGAGGUUGACAACAACCCUGCAAGUAGCCAAGCGAUGCGAGAGUUUGCAUGCAUUAGAGAGGAGGAUGCCGAGGUUGGUGUUCGAAAGGUUUUGGUGAAGUGGGGAUUCUCUGCGCCAGUCCCCAUUUCAAAAUGUGAUUUGGGUGAGACAAGAAAUAUGAAGAGUUUUCCAUGGGUCAAGCCAUCAAACUGGUUUGCGCAUCUGUUGCGAAUCGGAGCUUUGGCCCGCCAGAUGGUGGGAGUUUCAUCUUUGUCAAAGAUGAAAGGAGUACUCACAGAAUUUUGGAGAAGAUACAAAACAAUGGAUGCGGGGCAUCCAGUGUUCGAGCUGGAGAGGAACGGGGUUCUGUCGCUGGACCGGCUCGUGCCGUUUUACUCACACUCGGAUGAGGGGCGGUCAUUCCGGGAUGCUGCCCUAUGGGUGUUAAACAUCCAUGGGGUCAUAGGUCGAGGAACACUGGCCUACCUUCGAGAAGGUCACCAUCGAGAUCCAGUUUCCCAAAACCCUCAAGGUCUUAACUACAUUGGCAACACUUGGUCAACUCAUUUUUUGAUUGCCACCAUGAGCAAGAGUGUUGCAACUCCAGAGGCUUUGUCAAACCUGGUGAGUUCUUUCGCGUUGGAUGCAAACCCUCCGCUACCAUGUUUCCAGAACCUGUCAUCCGUGGACAAGAAAUUUGAGCACCUUUCUUCUUUGUACAAGAAUUUUUUUCAAGCUCGGGGAAAGAAGCCAUGGGUUACAGAGUUGAGCAGGGAUUUGGUAUGCUGGCCAAUGUCAUCAACAUGCCCAGCUGCCAAAUGGAACAAGGGCAUGGCAACAGUUGAGAUCAUGCGAUUCAUUGACUGGUUUGCUCAGAACUUCUUGGCUGCUGCCGCAAAAGCUAUCAACAUUGCGGUGACGUUCAUGUACAAAAGUGGCCUUUGGUUGCAGAGUACAUCAGCCCGCAGACUGUCAGAUUGGAUUUUCUCCUUUUUGGGGCACUACUCUUUGUUGGCGCAGUUGACUUUGAAUGCUGGCAAAGCUCGGUACCCCAUGUACCCAAAGAACCACAUGCUUUGUCAUGCAGCUGUAGACUUGGCCCGUCGUGCAGAAAGAUGUGAAUGGCAGCUGUCACCUUUAAGCACAGCAUGCCAGCAGGAGGAAGAUUUCAUUGGGAAGCCUUCCAAGAUAUCGCGUUUUACAAACAUUCGCCAAGCACAUAGAAGUGUAAUUUGGAGAUCCAUGAUAAAGAUUCAGUAUUCUCUGCAGCAAGCUGGCAAUGACCAGCGAGGCAUGGAUUCUUAUGCAGAUCUGUGA